ACCACAUAGACAGAGACAGAGGGCUACGACUUGUAAACGACGCUGGACGUGAGACGCGUGCGGACUCAAGGCUGAGAGAGAGAGACUCCUGAAUCAUUCGAGGUUUAUAGGGUACAACAGGCGCAUAGCUGUCAGCUCUACUAAAGCAACCACUGGGCAAAGGCGUGCCGGGGCUGCACACGCGGUUCCGAAUCCUGCUCAGGACCCGUCAUCCUGGGCACUCUGUGAUAAAACUGAGAAGACUGUGCCAACGUUGAAGAAACGAGAUGGAGGACGACCAACAGUUCUGUCUGAGGUGGAACAAUCACCAGUCCACACUCAUUCAGAAUUUUGAUACGCUGUUGGAGAGCGGGACUCUGGUUGACUGUACGUUGGCGGCGGAAGGGAAGUAUCUAAAGGCCCACAAAGUAGUCCUUUCCGCCUGCAGCCCAUACUUUGAGGGUCUUCUGUCGGAACAUUAUGAUAAGCACCCGGUCUUCAUCCUUAAGGAUGUCAAGUUCAAAGAGUUAAAAGCUAUGAUGGAGUACAUGUACCGAGGCGAGGUGAACAUUUCACAAGAGCAACUGACGGCACUGCUGAAAGCUGCUGAGUCACUACAGAUUAAGGGGCUGUCGGACAACCGAACAGGUGGUGCCAGCAGCAUGAGCAGCACAACGACAAGCAAAGCCGAGAACACCAGGUCCUCGAAACAAGCCGCCACUGCCACUGCAUCGUCCGCAGUCGCAGCAUCCGCCUCUACGGUAGCCGCCGACAUUCCGCCGCACGCGUCUUCCGGUCUGACGAUCGAAAAGAACAGCAAAGUUCCUAGGUCCAGUUUGUCGCAGGUCUCCGUUAGUGAUCUGCCUGAAAGCUCGGCCAGUCCACAGCUCAGGGGUCUCUCCUCAAGGGAAGGUUCUCAAAGUCCAACUAGGAGAAGAAAGCGAACGAGAAGGAGAAGCUUGGGCAACGAAGAUACAACUGGCUCUAUUGAUAACAACCAUGACGCCUCUAAUUCAUCUGACCUGACCGCACCAGCUCUUGUUGCACCGGUUGCCGAAGAUAAGUCACACGCCGAUCAAGCGGAUCCGAUCGGCAGGUCCGCGCUCAUGCAACAGCUCACCAAGCCCCCUACGGAAGAAAUGAUGCAGAUGUCGCACGAGAAGGCCGAGCCUACGGAGGAAAUGAUUCAACCAAAGUCUGAGUAUAUGGACGACCAAGAAAGCGUCGAGGAUCUGACGAACCUCGACGAUGACAUGAAUGAUUUAAGAGAACUUGAUGAACAGGAAUCCACUAGGCCAGGCCCGAGUCAUGAUCCUUCUCAACACGGCGGUGUACAACCAUGGCACAUGGGCGGUGACAGGAGUAAUCCAGGAGUCGGUGCUGCAGCCAUACCACCAGGUCAGCAAGAUGAAGUGUUCCUAGCAGCCCACGACGCCGCACAAGCUCAAAGGGACUCACAAGACUCUCGCAUGACCUUGAGAAGUCGUCGGAUGAAGAGCGAAGCACUAAAGGACGCAGAGAUCGACAGGGACUUGGCUAACCGGCUGCGCAAGUCACUCGGCCCUUGGCGUCGCGGCAAAAGCGGGAUAAAAAUCAGCCAAGUUCGCACGUACGGAGUCAUCGAGGAAUUCGAAAGGGAUCCCUUGAGCCUCGACGACGUGGUCGACAUGAAGUGCAUCAACCCGCUCGCCUACCCCUUGAAGCAAUGCGGCGUCGUGCUGGAGCGGGACAACAGUUUGCUGCUCAACUGGUUAAGCAAGAAAAAACCCAUGCCGAGCAAACCCGUCAAGACCGAGCCCAAUGUCCGCAAAAACAUCUUCAGCAGCGCCGACAAGUCCACAGUGAAGUUCAAGGUCGAGAAGAAAAACAUUGUGAGGAGCCAGAUCGAGGGGUGCAUCUGCGACCAGCUACUCGGGAAAUCGAUUCUGGACAAGAGCGCGAAGAAGUGCUUCAAGAUGUACCACUUUGCCUGCCCGCACUGCAGUUACGUGGCGCUGAGGCAGACGGACGGCGAUUUGUUGGCUCACAUAAGCGAGGAGCACCCGAGCUCGGUCGUGUUUGGCAAGGCGAGGGUCAAGUACUGCCCGAGGUUUCUGGACAGGCUGAGAAAGUGCCGGAGCCGCUUGAGAGAGCAGACCGGCAGAGAGGAGGCGUACUACUGUUGCAGGUGUCCGAGUUUCUUUUCCUCGGACGCUGGACGAAGGACCCAUGAGCGCACGUGCGGCCAAAGACUCGCGUGCGUCUGGUGCGAGUACAGCACGACCAAAAACUCGGACAUGUACAAGCACAGCUUGAAGCACGCGGCUCUCAGCGAUUUUUAAGAUUUUUCUUUUAUUUAUUUAUUAUUUCUUUUUUUUCUUUCCUCUUUUUUCCUUUACUUAUACGUUUGAUGGUUGAGUCACGCCGUUCCUUGAAGCGAUCGUUGAAAAAUUAUAUUUUUUGUAUUUCAUUUACAAAGGCAGGGUAGUACAUUUCAAUAUCGAAUAAGCGAGAUUAGUUUUUUUUUUUUCUUUUUUUUUCUCCCCUGUCCAGAUGUGUACGUUUAACGUUCCUAGUCAUUUGGAACACUACUCGAUAAUACUUGGUCUGUUAUGCUUCCGAAACUAGUUUUCACUGAAGGAUCUAUUUCUUUAUCGUGUUUAAUUUGUAUGGAAAAAUGCGCUGCCGUAAUACAUAUUUUUUUUUUUUUUUUUACUUUGUUUUUUGUUGGAUUGAAUUUAAUAUUGCUUGAAAAAUUAUUUGAUUUGCAGCGAGGAGAUACAUAAAAAACGUUGUAUUUUCUACGUAUAUUUUUCCUAAUUACGAAAGUAUUUAUGGUACGCAGUUUUCGAGUUAUGCUUAUAAUCAAGAUGAUUAAAAUUCCGGUUUCAAAAAUAUAAUUCAACUGAUGACAUGUACAUGAGAAAUGAAGAUGACUUUUCUUCCAGGAUUGUAAAAUACUUUAAUAAACAAGUUAAUGAAA
Messenger RNA from Copidosoma floridanum, 2941 nucleotides. RefSeq lists its product as uncharacterized. NCBI's taxonomy places the organism in Eukaryota, Metazoa, Arthropoda, Insecta, Hymenoptera, Encyrtidae. Gene Ontology annotation, biological process: regulation of transcription by RNA polymerase II. Gene Ontology annotation, cellular component: nucleus. Gene Ontology annotation, molecular function: protein binding. The record is from RefSeq and is a predicted model, not a curated record.